Molecule: messenger RNA, 774 nt
Organism: Medicago truncatula (barrel medic)
Lineage: Eukaryota; Viridiplantae; Streptophyta; Magnoliopsida; Fabales; Fabaceae
Product: 30S ribosomal protein S11, chloroplastic
Exons: 1
Coding region: 158-622 (154 amino acids)
Biological process (GO): translation
Cellular component (GO): ribosome
Molecular function (GO): structural constituent of ribosome
Source: RefSeq, a predicted model, not a curated record
AAUCUAAACAUUUAGAUUCUAUAUUAGAAUUUAGUUGAUAAUUAUAAGUAUUCUAAUUAUUGCUUGAUUUCAAAAAUUGUAUUCUAUAUUAAUCGAAUUAUAGAAUACAAUAGAAUAACUAGUUAAACAAGAGUAAAGAAUUCUUUUUUGAUAGGAAAUGGAUAUAUCCAUAUAUUUCAGACUUAUAUUUUUUAAAAUAAUAAAAAUGGCAAAAUCUAUACCAAAAAUUGGUUCACGUAAAAAUGGACGUAUUGGUUCGCGUAAACAUCCUCGUAAAAUACCAAAGGGAGUUAUUUAUGUUCAAGCUAGUUUCAACAAUACCAUUGUGACUGUUACAGAUGUACGAGGUCGGGUGAUUUCUUGGUCCUCUGCCGGUUCGUGUGGAUUCAAGGGUACACGAAGGGGGACACCAUUUGCCGCUCAAACCGCAGCAGCAAAUGCUAUUCGAACAGUAGUAGAUCAAGGCAUGCAACGAGCCGUAGUCAUAAUAAAAGGUCCCGGUCUAGGAAGAGAUGCGGCAUUAAGAGCUAUUGCUAGAAGUGGUAUACUAUUAAGAUUUAUACGGGAUGUAACCCCUAUCCCACAUAAUGGAUGUAGGGCUCCUAAAAAAAGACGUGUGUAAAACUAAAAAGAAACAUUAAAGAAAGAGAUUUCAAGAGAAAUAAACAAUUAAAUCAAGAGUUUCAUAAAAAUAUAUUACUAUGAUUCGAGAAAAAGUUAAAGUAUCUGCUCGGACACUACAAUGGAAGUGUGUUGAAUCAAGGGUAGACAGUA